GUGUCCUUAUAUUUCCAAACCUAAAGAUCUUCCGUCUUUCUUUGUUUAUCCUCCUUCUCCUUCCUCUCAUCAGUUACCAGAAAUUGCUCCACCCCCCGUUUCUCUCUCCUCUUCAUCGUCGUCUUCUUCAACCAUGGGGUGGAAAGUUGCAGUUGUUGAAGCAACACUAGAAGGAUAACACCGACUUGGUUGAGGUUCCCUUGGAUAGGAGCUAUCUUUGGUGCAGAAGCGAGUUUCUGAACGCUAUGGAAUAGAUGAUUCCGAUCAUUCUCUGCUCGGCAGUCAAGCGUUUCCGAGAGGGGAAAAGGGAGUCUACUUUUGGGGAGGGAUCCUGGAGUUGUCAAGUAUGUGAAAGCAUUAAACGACCAGGUGGUUUAUCUUCCCAUGUCCAACCUGGCCAUUUGCCUGUUUCAAAUAAUUGGCAUAAUGAUGUUCACACUUCGAGGCUCUUGGCUUCGCAGGGGCUGCUGAAGCUUGUUCGGUCUCAGAAAGGGGAACAACUAUUCUUGAAAGUCGAUGCAUCAGAUAUUACAUUCGCACUGCAGGCCCAUCAUUUAUAUGUAUUGGAUGCUCAUCCUGCUCUGAAUGGUACACAGAGUUCGUUUAUUCCUCAGCUUUCUUCAGUAAUCAUAUCCAAUUCUAUCAAUGUUGUAAGUAACUGGAGAAUCCAACACAGUUCAAGGUCUCCAAAUUUGAAGGGUUAUGUACCAAAUAGCCAAUUGUUUACCUACCUUUGAUAAUCUGCCAGUCCAUUGCAUAUGCCAAAUAUUGGGUUGUCUACCUUGUGAUGAUAAAUCAGUACAACAAAUGUAAGGGAAUAUCUUGAUGGGGGGCUGCAAAUAUGGUUGUUGCGGAAGACAAAGGAAAGGGAUACAUAGAAAAAAGCUUGAGAAAUCAUGGGAUUUCUCCUCUACACAGAGUUCACUCCUUAAAGUUUGAGAGCGUUGACAUGAUUCAAGUGUUCAAAGUGCUUCUGUUAGUGAUUUACAUGUUUUAGGUUGGGCAUUUUCUAUAAGCUUUACCAUCCUUUCUUAUGACAAUGUUCAGCAUCGGUUCUUGCGGUCUCUAUUUCGCUCCCUAUUCCAUCCCUCUUUUUCGCUCCCUAUUCCAUCCCUCACUCCCUUCAUUUCAUAAUUUAAGACAUCUAUAUCUUUUGAGAUUGGAUUUGAUCGUUCAUAUUAAAACUAUUGUUUAAUAUUCUACUAUUGUUAUAUUAGUAUUUGUAGGUAAUGUUCAUUAGUUCAUGUAUUGUUCAAAGUAAAUUCACAAUUAUACAUGUCGUUAACUUUUUCCA
Messenger RNA from Spinacia oleracea (spinach), 1294 nucleotides. RefSeq lists its product as uncharacterized. Bases 255 to 737 code for a protein of 160 amino acids. NCBI's taxonomy places the organism in Eukaryota, Viridiplantae, Streptophyta, Magnoliopsida, Caryophyllales, Amaranthaceae. The transcript has 6 exons. The record is from RefSeq and is a predicted model, not a curated record.